AUGGAGGACACUCAUAUCAAAGACGAUGUUGCUCAAACACAGCUUGACAGCCACCCCCUUGAAGCAGCUACGCCAAGUAUUGAAGUAGAUGCCAGUCAUUUGGAUGACAGAACAUUGCUGGAUGAGGAGGGAAGGCCUAAUAUCAGUCGUACACCUUCUUCUUCACUGCAGACAACAACUGUAGCAGAGCAGCCUCUAGAUACAGACACAAGCCAUGCAAAGGGCUUCUACAACGCAAAGGAUUCUAGAGAUGUUGUCGACUUGGUGGUAGAGGGUCAGCUCCCAGAGUGGCUUAUUGGAGAGCACUACACGAUCGGUCCUGGCACAUACGACGUGCGCUACUCAAGAAAGAUUGAAAUCGAUGGCAUGCUUCAGAGUGCAACAGCUACAUUUACACUGGGACAUUGGUUUGAUGCACUUCCUCUGGUGAACCGCUUUGAUUUAAAUGAUGAGAGAAACACAAUUACUUAUCGCAACCGUCUGGUCAACAAGAAACUGGGAGAAAAGAUCCGUGAUCACCAUGGCUAUGCGCCCAAUUACCCUGCUGGCCUGUUCAAAACCAACGCCAACCAGACCAUGCUGAUUAAAUUCUUGAAUAACGGAAAAGCGCUCAAGCCAGAUCGCAUUCCGUGUGGCCAGCGUAUCACAACCCAUUUACCUGGUAUUGACGGCAGGUUGUUCUGUCAGGAUUUCGCCAACCAUAUUCAGGAAUUGGACCCUUUCGACUUGACACCCACACGCGUGGAGACAUGGAACGAACUCAACCCACAAUUCAAAGGUUACAGUUCUUGUCCCAACGGCCAGUUCGACGCAGAAACAGGAGAAUAUAUCAACUUUACAAUGGAAAUCGGCUAUCGUUCCACCAAAUACCACUUCUUUUCUGUGUCUGAACAACAUCCCAAGGGCGAACCUAUUGCCACUAUUUGGAAUGCACCCACAGGCUGGGUCAACAAUGUUGCACUCACACCCAACUACAUUAUUAUGGUCAUUCAUCCCAUGCUAGCCAACUCGGGUGCUGUGCGAUUUGCUUGGUCUGAGAGCAUCUUGGACUCGUUCAAUUUCUACCCAUCAGAGCCCACCCUGUUCUAUGUGGUGUCUCGUAAAGAAAAAGAUGUCAUUGCCUGUUACAGAUCUGCCGCAUGCUUCUCGUUCAAUCAAGUCAACGCUUUUGAAGAUGUCCAUGGUAACGUGAUCAUUGACAUGAUUUGCUAUGAGAACGAUGCCAUUGCACAGCAGCUUUCUACCGAGAAUUUGCGCUACCCCGAGACCAUAGGCAAACUAGCCUUUUCUCAAGUGAGACGAUACACGCUGAACCAACCACAACAAGAUGCACACAAAAUCUAUGUCGCCAACAACUCGUUCAUCCCAUCUGCUAUCAGUAUUACAUCCCGAAUCGGCUCUGUUUGGAAUUAUGUCAGUGGCGGAUCCAAUCAACCAGAGAACGCAGUAGGUUCUAGCGGAUGGCAUGCAUGGAUGCCUGUGAUUGGAUUUGAAGCUUUGGUGGAAAGCACAUUGGAAUUACCUCAAGUCAACCCCAACUACAAGAUGAAGAAUUAUACAUACAUUUACGGCCUUGGAUUCAGUGCUACCAGUGCUAUUCAAGAGGGCAAGAUUUGGGACAGUAUCACCAAGAUUGACGUACACUCUCAUGCGGUCGUAGCAUCAUGGCACGAAGAAAACUGCUAUCCCAGUGAAGCCCAGUUUAUACCAAAACCCAUGAAAGCAGGAGACGACAAAAUGGCUGAGGAAGAUGCAGGUGUCUUGAUCAGUAUAGUAAUGGACUCUGCAAGAGCCACUUCUUUUGUCUUGGUCUUGAAUGCACAGGAUCUCAGCGUGCUAGCUCGAGUAGAGCUCAACAGAUUGAUUCCUCUCAGUUUUGCUCAUGGCAGCUAUCGAUUGAGAAGUAUUUAA
Molecule: messenger RNA, 1911 nt
Organism: Mucor velutinosus
Lineage: Eukaryota; Fungi; Mucoromycota; Mucoromycetes; Mucorales; Mucoraceae
Exons: 5
Coding region: 1-1911 (636 amino acids)
Biological process (GO): carotene catabolic process
Molecular function (GO): carotenoid dioxygenase activity
Source: RefSeq, a predicted model, not a curated record